GUCUGCACUAAGGUUGCCCACAUGGAAGCAUGAAACUCUGUUAACCGACAUAAUUUUCUUUAUAACGUCUAAGAACAAAGGCCAAUCCAACUAAAACGUUACGUUUUGAAUUUGUUCGAUAGUAAACAAUUAACACUAUUCAAAUUAAUAUAAACUAAUAUAUAACUUGAAUCAUAUACAUCAUAUCAUUUCAAAAUGUCUGAAUAUGUCGAAGGGGCUAUCUCGAAUAUCCUUAGUGGAAAUGGUGGUACCUCUAAAAAUAAUAAGCUGUCGUCCCUAUUCUCAAAACCUGAUAGGUUAAAAUUGAAAAAAAUACCAGCAAAAGAGGAAAAGAAAACUGUGAAUAAAGAUGAAAUAAACGCAGUAGAUGACAAAAAUGUUAAAAGACCACGAAGAGAUCGUCAGCUAAAAAAAAGAAGGAACGCAGAUCAAGAAAAGCGUACAGUCUUCGUUGGUAACAUACCCAAGGACGUUGAUAAAAAAGAAUUAAAGAAGCUCUUCAGGAAAUGUGGGAAAGUUGAAAGUAUACGAUACAGAUGUGCUAUCCCAGAAAAUCCGAAAUUACCAAAGAAAGCAGCGGCAAUCAAUCGGAAAAUAAAUGAGAAAAGAGAUAGCUUAAACGCCUAUAUUGUAUUCGAAAAUGAAGAAAGUAUUCCUACAGCUUUAAAAUUAAAUACUACAAUUUUGAAGAAUCAUCAAUUAAGAAUAGACACCAGUUGUAAGAAGCAGCAUGAUAAUAAACACUCGGUAUUCAUUGGGGCGUUACCAUUUGAUGUUAAGGAAGAAACAGUGAGAGAUACGUUUCAAGAUUGUGGCCAGAUAUUGAACGUUAGAAUUAUUCGUGAUAGGAAGACCGGAAUGGGGAAAGGAUUUGGCUAUAUUUUAUUCAAUGACAAAUCAUCGGUCGAAUUAGCUCUAAAAUUAGAUGGUUCUGAUUGUCAAGGUCGGAAGAUACGAGUACAGAGAGCAGUAAAGAAACAGAAGGAGGCUUCAAAAUCGAAAACUAAUAUUAAAAAAGAUGCAAAAAAGAUAAAAAAUUCUUCGGGGGACGUAAAAAAGAGAAUAAAAAAUACAAAGGUCAAAGCAAAAACUAGAAAAUAA
Molecule: messenger RNA, 1101 nt
Organism: Dimorphilus gyrociliatus
Lineage: Eukaryota; Metazoa; Annelida; Polychaeta; Dinophilidae
Source: the annotation of a GenBank genome assembly